Messenger RNA from Apus apus (common swift), 2745 nucleotides. It is a transcript of the gene OLFML2A, whose product is annotated as olfactomedin like 2A. Bases 62 to 1969 code for a protein of 635 amino acids. The transcript is spliced from 8 exons. Gene Ontology annotation, biological process: signal transduction. NCBI's taxonomy places the organism in Eukaryota, Metazoa, Chordata, Aves, Apodiformes, Apodidae. The record is from RefSeq and is a predicted model, not a curated record.
UCCUCCCCGCCGGGACGGGUGGAGCGGGCGGUCGGUGCGGGCGCUCGGCGCCGCUCUCGCCAUGCGGGCGCUGCUGCUCCCGGCGCUGCUGCUCCCGGCGCUGGCCGCGGCGCGCGGCGUCGCCACGGCGCUGGAGGAGGCGGACCAGGUCCGGAUGACCUCGGAGGGCUCCGACUGCCGCUGCAAGUGCAUCCUGCGGCCGCUCAGCAGGGACGCCUGCAGCCGCCUGCGCAGCGGCAGCGUGCGGGUGGAGGACUUCUACACGGUGGAGACAGUGAGCUCGGGGGCUGACUGCAAGUGCUCCUGCACUGCCCCCCCCUCCUCGCUCAACCCCUGUGAGAAUGAGUGGAAGAUGGAGAAGCUGAAGAAGCAGGCGCCUGAGCUCUUCAAGCUGCAGAGCAUGGUGGACCUGCUGGAGGGAACACUCUACAGCAUGGACCUGAUGAAGGUGCACUCCUACAUCAGCAAGGUGGUGGCCCAGAUGAACACACUGGAGGAGACCAUCAAGACCAACCUGAGCAGGGAGAAUGACUUCAUGAAGGAGAGUGUCCUGCACCUCACUAACCAGAUGAGACGCUAUGAGAACUACUCAGACAUCAUGAUCAGCAUCAAGAAGGAGAUCUCCAACCUGGGCUACCAGCUGCUGCAGAAGGAUGCUGCUGCUGUCCCCGAGAGCAAGGCACAGGACACAGCUGGGGGCCCAGAGAAGGAGGCAGGACGGUACCCCAGCACCCGCAAGGCGCUGGGGGACAGGGCAGCCCUCCGAGCACCCAAGGAGAAGCAGCUGAAGCCUGAGAAGCCCAAAAAGGAUAACCCGAAGGCCAGGGGGGGGCCCCAGCCCACAGCCAAGCCCAAGCCAUUGGCACACCAGCAAACCGUGGUCCGGGGCAUCACUUACUACAAGGCCGGGCAGGCGGGGGCGGAGGGGCCAGCCAGCAGCCGUGAGAGCCCCGCAAGGGGGGUGGCUGUGUCGGAGCGGCAUGAGGAGAGGGGCCCCUUGCACCCCCCAGCCAAAGGGACCCCAGCCCAAGCCUUCAUGCGGGCAGAGACCAUCAUGCCCAGCACCACAGCUGCACCCAGCAGCACCACCCCGUCCCCCCACACCACCGCCCACAGCCCCCACCCCACUGACCUCGGGCAGGGGCCUGACAGCACCGGGGGGCCCGAAACGCCAAACAGAGUGAAGGAGUUGGAGUGUGAAGGCACCAUUGAGUCUGUGGAGCCCCCCACGGAGCACCACAGCUAUGGGCGCAAUGAGGGGGCCUGGAUGAAGGACCCAGCAGCCAAAGAUGACCGCAUCUAUGUCACCAACUACUACUAUGGCAACAGUCUGGUGGAGUUCAGGAGCCUCGACAACUUCAAGCAGGGCCGCUGGAGCAACCUCUACAAGCUGCCCUACAACUGGAUUGGCACUGGGCACGUGGUGUACAAGGGGGCCUUUUACUACAACCGUGCCUUCACCAAGAACAUAAUCAAGUAUGACCUGAAGGAGCGGUACGUGGCGGGAUGGGCGCUGCUCCAUGACGUGGUGUACGAGGACACGACGCCCUGGAAGUGGAAGGGCCACUCGGACAUCGACUUCGCUGUGGAUGAGAGCGGGCUCUGGGUCAUCUACCCCUCUGUGGACUAUGACUACUCACAGCAGGAGGUGAUUGUCCUGAGCCGACUCGACCCUGGGGACCUCUCGGUGCGCAGGGAAACCACAUGGAAGACGGGGCUGAAGCGCAACGCCUAUGGGAACUGCUUCAUCAUCUGCGGCAUCCUCUAUGCUGUGGACACCUACAACCAGAAAGAAGGGCAGAUCUCCUACGCCUUUGACACGCACACGGACACGGAGGCAGAGCUCCGGCUGCCCUUCCUCAACCAGUACUCCUUCACCACACAGGUCGACUACAACCCCAAGGAGAAGGUGCUCUACGCCUGGGACAACGGCCAUCAGAUGACGUAUGGGCUUCACUUCGUGGUCUGAGAGCCCAGCCGGGUCCCAGCCACAUCCCUGUGCCCACCCUGCACCGUGCCCUGCCAGGGGUCCCAGCUGGGCCAGGGCUGUGACCAGAGCCCGGCUUCCACCCCAAACCCACCCUCAUCUGCUGUGCCCCAGUCCCCUGCACCGCGCGGCAGGGGUGCGGGAAAGCACAGAAACCGCCCCCCACGACAGCGUGGCCUCUGGGGCCGUGGGGCUGCCCCACAGCCAGCUCGGCCGGCAUUGCCCUCCUGGGGAUGCGGGAGAGGAGCCCAGCCCCGCGGCACCGGGAGGACACGGCAGCACCAGCCCCACGCCACCGCCCCGAGCACCGCACUCAGCACCGCACGGAGCUCCGCCCGCACACCCGCCGCCCCGCGCUUACCGGAGCCGCCGGCGCUGCGAGACCCGUGUCCCCGCCUGCCCCGAGCCCCGCGGGCGGGCAGGGCCCCCUCGCUGCCGGGGCAGGAGGAGCAGCUGCCGUGGCUAAUGUAGGAGACGUGAUUAAGAUGCCUUUGCUUUUGCCGCUCAUUAGCUUAUUAUUUAAAUGCGUUCACCAAAGCCGCGCGGAGCCCUCUCUCCUGGCAGGCAGCGCAGAGCAGUGCCCUGCCUGCAGUGCCGGGGUGCCCUGCCUGCACCCCUGCCUGCACCCCUGCCUGCACCCCGCGGCGGGGACCCGCGGCCCUCCUGCACCGCCUGCUGCCAGGCGAGGGGCUGGGAGCGCUUGGCUUGGUUUUAGUCAUUUUAGACGUGAACAGUAUUAAAAAAUAACAGAUGUGGAA